Molecule: messenger RNA, 5718 nt
Organism: Musca domestica (house fly)
Lineage: Eukaryota; Metazoa; Arthropoda; Insecta; Diptera; Muscidae
Product: transcription factor grauzone-like
Exons: 3
Coding region: 125-1957 (610 amino acids)
Biological process (GO): regulation of DNA-templated transcription
Cellular component (GO): nucleus
Molecular function (GO): DNA-binding transcription factor activity, RNA polymerase II-specific; zinc ion binding; RNA polymerase II cis-regulatory region sequence-specific DNA binding
Source: RefSeq, a predicted model, not a curated record
CGAGGUAACAAUUCGCUCCAGGGCGACAUAUUUUAUUGUUUACAAACAAUUUGUAUAGUAUGUCUCCGAUUUGUUGUAAUGUUAUAAAUUGUAAUUGAAAUCAUAUAAAUAAUUUGGCAAUACAAUGACUACGAAGGUUUGUUGUUGCUUGUGCUUUUCACCGUGCUACAACUACAAACUAAUGCAGAAUGAUAAAGGAGAAAGUACGGAGGUGUACGACAUUACAGUCAAGUAUUUUGAUCCCAUAAUGGUUUGUAUGAUUCUAAGCGAGGAACAAAGUGGAAAAAUUGAAUCUUCAACAAAAGUUUUAUGUAGUAACUGCUGGACUCACAUAAACGAUUUCCAUGACUUUCAAUUGGAGGUACAUAAAACUCGGACAGAAAUGCUGAUGUUGGUGCAAGGACCUAGCAAGGAAUUUGUUAGUGAAGAUGAAUUCUCCGACAGGGGAGGUAUGGAAGGAAACGAGACUGAUUCUGAUAUCGACGAUAUCCCACUGACCAAGUUGUUUAACAAUGAAACUUUGCUGCACAAACCGAUCAAGAAACAGGCUGAAGAUGAAAAAGCUCUGCUUUUAAACACCGAUAAUGAUAGUAAGGAAGAAAAGGUAUCUAGUUUGGAAAAUAAUGGUAACAUAAACUUUGACAAAGUUGAAGUAAACAGUACUUUGGAAACUAAAGAGGAAAAAAACGCAAUUUUGUCCGAGUUUAAAGAGGAGGAUGCAAUGGAUAGCAAUUUCGAAUCAGAAGUCAAAUCUCCAGCAAUAAAUACACCGGAAAAUGAUAUUGAUAUUAGCGAAAUGGUUUGUGAUAGUGAAAAUACAAUUAAAAAGUCGAGAAGGGGAAGAAAAUCAAAAAAUGAGAUAGACAGUGAAACCGCAAAAGGAAAACAUUCGGUCCGAAAAUUAAAAAGCUCUAAAGAUAAAAACAAAAUGGAAAAAUCACAUAAAAAAGGAAAGGACCCUAAGCGAACGUCAUAUAUGGAUAAAUGUCGAGAGAAUGACGCAUUUAUAGCCCAGUGGAAACCGAACUUGGAUUGUGAUUUGUGUACGGCCACAGCAACUAAUUUCAAUACCCUGAGAGAGCACUUCCGUGAAGAGCAUCAAACUAGGUGUUACAUUAAGUGCUGUGAUCGAAAAUUUUACCGCCGUUGUGUUCUGAUGGAUCACAUACGCCUGCACAUAAAUCCAGAAACACACAAGUGCGAUAUUUGCGGCAGGUCCAGCACGACAAAACAUAAUUUAAAGUUACACAAACAGGUUAUGCACGGCAAUUUGAAUCAGUUCGAAUGCGAGGUGUGCCACAGGCUAUUUAAUCAGAAGCCAACAUUGGACCGACAUAUGUUAACGCAUGUUAAAGGAGAGAACAAGUUCUUCUGCAAAGAAUGUGGCAAAGGAUAUGUUUUGGAAUUACAACUCAAUUCUCAUAUCAAAACUGUUCACGGUGUCGAUUGUGUUUGUGAUCAAUGUGGCAGAACAUUUCAUGGAGUCAAUGCUCUCAAGAAACAUCUAUUGGAUCAUGCUGGAGUCCCAAAGCGUAAGUAUCCAUGUGACAUUUGUGGCGCUCAACUAAAUACCAACAAUAACCUAAGACGACACAAAGCCGCCUAUCACCACGAUGGCACUACGGCAUACAUCUGUAGCAUUUGUGGAAAGGUGUCAUCUAGUGAGAACGCAUUACGAGCCCACAAAAAACGUGUACACGAAGAGAACCGAAAACACAAGUGUACCUACUGCGAAAAAGCGUUCAAAAGGCCCAAAGACCUGCGAGAACACAUAGCAACGCACACCGGUGUCGACUUGUAUCAGUGUCCACAUUGCCCGCAAACAUUUAAAGUUAGUGCAAAUAUGCAUCAUCAUCGCAAGAGGGCACAUCCCAUCGAAUGGGAAGAAGCGAGAAAAAAUCGCUUACAAUUGCCUAAAGUGAAUAUUCUUGAGGUAACAAAUCAAAUAGUUAUGUAAGUUUUAGAACAUACUAUAGUUAGUAAUAGUAAGAUGAAGAAUGUAUUUCCGCAAUACGUAGAUAUUCUCCAGAAUAGUGGAGGCACAUUAAGGAAACAAAUUGUUUACUUAAUAAAUCUUGUUUGUGCUCAAAAGUUUGAUAACUACCCCACUAUUUGGCAAGUUUUUUGAGGCAAAAAUCAGUAUUUGCCUCAAAAAAAUUUCAUAUUGGAAGAUCUUAAUGUUUAUUAUAACCUACUUCACAUAUAACGGUACCUCCCGAUAUUCGUUAUUUUCAUGAUUUUAGUGACAUUAUUUACUGAAAUUACUUCAAAUUUCGCAUUUGAAGUUCGUAAUGGGUGCUACAGCGUUGACAAAAUUUUUUGUAUGUAGGUUCACGUUUUCGUAUAUCCCCCAUAUGACGGUAUCCUCGAUAUUCGGUACUUUUGAUGAUUUUAGCGACAUUAUUCACCGGAAUUGUUUCAAAUUUGGUAUUUGAUGUUCUUAAAGGGUACUACAGCCUAUGACAAAAAAUUUCGCAAGCAACUCCACGUCUUCGUAUAGUCUCCAUAUAACAGUUUUCAUUUUUUCGGGAAGUUUUUUGAAAAUGUUCAAGUUCCUUCCAAAUGGUGGAGGGUAUUAAAAGUUCUGCCCGGCCGAACAUAGCCGCUUUUUUACUAGUUUUUAAACAAAAUUCUUAUUGAUACAAAAUUGAAUCCAAAAUAGUAACACUAUAGAUUAAUCCCGAAAUUGUACAAUUUGUUGUCCAUCAACGUCGAAAAUAUUCAUUAAUUUUUGAAAUAAUUAAAAAUUAUUGUGUUUUUUAUUCAAAACCAUACACACACAUAUACAAAAUGUGUAUAUGUUUUGACAUAAUAAAAAAAUGUUGCUUUGUUCUACCUUCUGUAAAAAGUAUUUACUAUUAUUAUUAUAAGUUGUUUUACUGGAUUCAAAAUUUCACAAUUUUUAUGAAAGAAUAAAUGUUUAUGAAAAUAUCUUCGCACAUUAAUAUUUUAUUUUGUUAUAAUUCGCCCUCAUUAUGACUACAAUGAAAACACAUAAAACAAGUAGAUUGAACUAAAAUGUUCUAUUUGCGGAUUUAUUAAAAUAAAAUAAACAUUUAUUAAACACAUCGUUUGCUCAAAAGUAGCCCAGUAAAUUAUUACGACGAGUCAAAUUUUUAAUUUGUUGUGAAAUAAAACGUUUUAAGAAGAUUCAUGUGUAUAGGGAAAAAAGUAAAUAAAAUGGCCGGUUCGAUUUGCGUAGUUCCUUAUAUAUAAAACUCUUAUAUCCAAAUUCUACUAUAAUUAUCUUUGUUUGAGCCACUUUUACAUAUUAAGAGCUUAAAAACCAAAACAUAUUUUUAAUUUGUCUUAAAAUCUGGUCAAAUCACCUAUAGGGGGUACAUCAAAUUUAAAACCAUCAUAAGAGACGCACAUAAUUGUCUAAGAAGUAUUCAAUUCAGAGAGCAAAUUACAAAACUUUUGUAAAACUUAAAGCCAUUUUAAUAAACUGUGCGACACAGAUAAACAAUUUAGGCCGUGGUCUUCUCUUGCUGUCAAAAGUUUGUUGUUUCUGCGGGAACUCCAUAGAAAAGAAUAGAGGACAUGUCAAAACAGAAAAAUUUGUGUAUAGUUUUAAAUUAAAAAACGGUGUUUUGAUAGCAAUAGCAGACAGUAUCACAUCGUAAAGACAACUUGGUAAAACUCACAUCAUUGCCCAUCUAUAUAAAUAUUCUCAUAUUAAUGAACAAAAUAUUCACUGCCAUAUUGGUAUCCACAGGGUGAUAUGAAAAAACUGAAACCAACUUCAGACUGCUGUUACGUCUAAGCCACUCGUCCGGCUGCUGUUAAAAUUAUUCCAUUGACAGCUCAUUUUAUUUUUUACAAGGGUACAAAAAGAUUUUGGUAAGAAUUUUCCAGAAAAAAAAAGUUAUUCGUGAUAGAAUUCAAGCGUGAUAGAGUGAUUUCUUUAUAUUUGGCUGGAGAAUCACAAGUGGCUAUCGCUAGAGCACUCCAGCAUUUAAAUGUGAAUAAAUCUAACGGUAGCGUAGCCCGACGUCAAGGAAGUGGACGGAAGAAAACAGCAUCAUCAGCAGAAAUAGUUCGAAAAGAAUUGAGGCGACUUGCUUGAAACCCGCGUCGCAGUGGUCGAAAAAUGACUCGUGAGCUUAACAUAUCGCAAUAUUCCAUUUGGCAAAUAUUGAAAAAUGAGCUCGAGGUAAAGCCAUUGAAAUUUCAAAAAGUGCCAAAAGAGCUAAAGAGUUGCUUCGCUUGGUCGAAAGUGGUGAAUUGCACGCGCUUUGCCGAGAAUGGGCCAAAAUACUGCAGAGCAUCAUCCGGGCAGCGUGUGACGGUUUCAUUGGCUGUUUGAAGGCCAUAAUUCGUGCCAAAGGUGACCAAUUCGAACAAAUCUAAACUUAUUCUAAAAUUUGAUGUUAUUUCCGAUAAUUUUGCUUUAAUUCAAUGAAAUUUAAAAAAAGUAAAAAUUAUGGCGUUUGACUUUGUUGCAGUUUUUUUUUAUCUCACCCUGUACUUUGUGAUAGACUACACCCAGGCUGGAAAAUUUUGUCCUAAUUAAUGUGUUGUCCCUAAGUGUUCUUUGGACAUAUGUUGUAUCGGAAAUAUAUGCUUUGUUCAGUAUUAUUGUUUUAUGUCCCCAUAAUUAAACUUUCCUAUAAACAUUUAAGAUUUUUAGCAUCUAAUCAUAGAAUUACAAAAAUGUAUGUAAUAUUAGAGUUUAAUUUAUACUGAAUCUAAAAUAAAUUAUGAUAUCUUACCAAUAUAUUAUAAAAAUACAAACUAAAAUGGCGCAGUCAUCCUUUACAGUUGUAUUAAUAUUUAAUGGUACAUGAUAUUUCCACGUCAAAUAAUUAGAAUUUUUGUCCGUUUUCUAGUGUUAAAAAAAUUCGACUUUUUUUGCAAGAAAGCUAAACACAUUCAUUUAAAUUAAUGUUACAGAAAAACGUCGGACAUACAAAAUGUCAAAGAUUAACAAAAUUAGCUUUGACAAAACCUUUUUGUGUGUUUGUAUGUUGAUAAUAGAACAAACAAUACAAAAAUUUAAUAAAAAUUAGUUGGCCUAAUUGUAUGGACCUGCCGUAUUUGGUAAUAUCAUAGUGGGGAAGGUGAGUAUUAGGUAGAUCCCAAAUUAAAUUUUGAAAGUCUAUUUUUGAAAACAGCUGAUUGUCGACUUAUUAAUUAUACCUUAGUCCAAAAUAUAAAAAAUCGAAAAUUUCUCCCUUAUAUCCCAAAUACGAAACAAUAAUUCAUUUUGGUAGCUGAUUUUUUUAGUCAAUUGGGUUUUCUGUGUAACAUAUUGACAGACGAUGGGGGCUACUAUUCGCAGAGCCCAAAAUUCAAUGUGGAAUGAAUAGCCAACUCAACUCAAAUCAAUGAAUAGUCACUAAUUGUUUUGACAAGGAAACUUUUUUAUAUUCUCAUAAAAAAGUUUCUUUGCUUUUUGUAAUUUUGGCCGAUGGUGUUUUCUUGUUAUUCUAUUUUGUGUCAGCUGUUUGAUUUUUGCAGCCCCACAGAAAAAUAUUAAACCAUGCAAAAUUCGAACAGCAAUGUGCAUCGUCUAUGUUGUGAAACUUGCUUCAGAUGCAGUCAGAAGUUCAUUGGUGCCGAUGACAAAUGUACCCCAUUAUAUGAGACAACGCUAAAUUUUUCGAUCCUAUGGUUAGAGAGAAGUAUAUCAGCGUAUGCUUACAAUUGAUAUGUUGUAUACUAUUUAUGAAAUUACUGGCUUUGGAAAAUAUGAAUGGGGCGAGUAUUAUACAA